CCUCAGCCCGGUGACCGUGUGGUGUACGUGGCCGGCGCGUUUGACCUGUUCCACGUCGGUCACCUGGACUUUCUGGAGAAGGCGGCUGCGGAGGGCGACUUUCUGAUCGUUGGACUCCACACGGACCCCAUUGUGAACCGCUACAAGGGCUACAACUACCCGAUCAUGAACCUGCACGAGCGGACGCUCUCUGUUCUGGCGUGCCGCUACGUGGGGGAGGUGGUGAUCGGCGCGCCGUACGCGGUCACCGCCGCGGAUGGAUCAGAUCCCUACCUGGAACCGAAGAGACGCGGGAAGUUCAAAUCUCUGGUAUCUGGAAAUGACAUGACGACGCAGAAGAUUGUGGAGAGAAUCAUCGAGCACAGGAUGGAGUUUAUGCUGCGAAACCAGAAGAAGGAAAAGAAGGAGCUGGCUGCCUACGAGGCGUUCGAGAAGUCUAAACAGACGGAGCGCGCGGACCACGCGGGUGACCAGUGAUGGAGACUGUGGG
This is a messenger RNA of Amphibalanus amphitrite, 490 nucleotides long. RefSeq names its product ethanolamine-phosphate cytidylyltransferase-like. Gene Ontology annotation, biological process: phosphatidylethanolamine biosynthetic process. Gene Ontology annotation, cellular component: cytoplasm. Lineage: Eukaryota; Metazoa; Arthropoda; Thecostraca; Balanomorpha; Balanidae. The record is from RefSeq and is a predicted model, not a curated record. The annotation marks the transcript as partial. The transcript has 4 exons. Gene Ontology annotation, molecular function: ethanolamine-phosphate cytidylyltransferase activity.